Messenger RNA from Sporothrix schenckii 1099-18, 2754 nucleotides. Its product is annotated as ATP-dependent RNA helicase DDX31/DBP7. The record is from RefSeq and is a predicted model, not a curated record. NCBI's taxonomy places the organism in Eukaryota, Fungi, Ascomycota, Sordariomycetes, Ophiostomatales, Ophiostomataceae. The transcript has a single exon. The coding region runs from base 1 to 2754 and encodes 917 amino acids. Gene Ontology annotation, cellular component: nucleus. Gene Ontology annotation, molecular function: nucleic acid binding; ATP binding. Gene Ontology annotation, biological process: ribosome biogenesis.
AUGGCGGACGGUGGCAUGAUCCUCAACAUUGACCUGGACAACCUGCCGCCAAUCACGCAGCAGGUGACGUUCAAGGGCGGCAAAUGGCGCGACCGCAAGGCGGCCCAGCGCGACUUCAAGAAACGGCAGCAGGGCGACAGUCCCACGAAACAUAUGGCGGCCGACGCGGGCGACCGACCGACGAAGCGGCCACGACCGGACGAUCGCAGCGGCGAUGCAAGGGCGGCGAAGCGGCAUACGGGGGGUGGAGGCGGUGGUGACGGAGGCGGCGGCGACGGCGACAGGAGCGCACAACCGCGGUGGCAGCCGAGCCGGCCCAUGGGACCGGGAGCGGCACCUGUGGCCGCCGGCCGGCCCCAGAACGGCGUGACGUCGCGGCUGUUUACGGCCAUUCCGGAGCACAUGACCAACUUGGACGACGCCGACGAGGCGAGGGCCGGCACCGUGCUGCGCCCCUCGAAUGCGCCCUUGUCGGACGAGGCCGCUACGUUCCUCAAGCUCGGCCUCUCGCGCCGCAUCGCCCGCCAGCUGUCCGAGUACAUGGCGCUCAAAGCCCCGACGGCCAUCCAGCGCAACGCCCUGCGGCAGCUCGUGGGCAGCGACAGCGACGCGUUCCUGCAGGCCGAGACGGGCUCCGGCAAGACCCUGGCCUACCUGCUGCCGAUUGUGCAGCGCCUGCUGGCGCUCAGCGAGGCCAACGACGGCACGCGGCGGGCCGGCGGCGUCCGGCUGAGCCGCGGCGGGCUGGGGCUGUUUGCCGUCGUGCUGGCCCCGACGCGCGAGCUGUGCACGCAGAUUGCGGCGGUGCUGGACAAGCUGCUGGGCUGCGCGCCGUGGCUGCAGGCGUCGACGGUUGUGGGCGGCGAGAACAAAAAGGCCGAAAAGGCGCGGCUGCGGAAAGGCGUCAACAUUUUGGUGGCCACGCCGGGCCGCCUGACGGACCACCUGGACCACACGGACGUGCUGGACGUCAGCCGGGUGCGGUGGCUGGUGCUCGACGAGGGCGACCGGCUGAUGGAGAUGGGCUUCGAGAAGGACAUCCGCGCGAUUGUGGGCAAGAUCCGCAGCGCCGCGACGGUGGCGACCACCACCAAAGACGGGCAGCCGCUGCCGGACGGCGUGCUGCCGGCGCGCCGGGUGACGGUGCUGUGUUCGGCGACGAUGAAGAUGAAUGCCAUCAAGCUGGGCGAGCUGACGCUGGAGGAUGCAGUGCACGUGACAUCGGCGGGCGAGGACGCAGACACGAAGGCGACGGAGGCGAAGGAGGAAGGGGGCGAGGCAGAGACGACAACGACGACCCACCCGGAGACGGCGGCGUUCUCGGCGCCCUCGCAGCUCAAGCAGACGUACGCCAUCGUGCCGGCCAAGCUGCGCCUCGUGACGCUCAUCGGCCUGCUGCGGUCGACGUUUGCCCGCAAGGGCGCGGUCAUGAAGGCCAUUGUCUUCUUGUCGUGUGCCGACUCGGUCGACUUCCACUUUGACCUGCUGCGCGCGUUUGGCGACGACGGCCAGCCCAUCGCGAACAAGAUUGUGCCCGCUGUGGUGCCGGCGGCCGACGACGGCGACAGCAACGACAGCAAGCCGACAGCCACGUCCACGGCCGCCGCAAUAAAAAACGCCAAGAUGGCGGCGGCGGCGGCGUCCACGACCGCCUCGACCGUCGCCCCCGCCGCCUACAUUACGUCGGCGGCCAACCGCACCGUCGUCCUCCACAAGCUGCAUGGCUCGCUCGAACAGCCCGUGCGCAAGGCCACGCUGGCGUCGUUCCGGCACGCGACGGACCCGGCCCUGCUGAUUACGACGGACAUUGCCGCGCGCGGCCUCGACGUGCCGACCGUCGACCUCGUCGUCGAGUACGACCCGGCCAUGGCCGUCGACGACCACCUGCACCGCAUCGGCCGGACGGCGCGUGCCGGCCGCGCGGGCAGCACGACGUUGUUUGUGCAGCCGGGCAGCGAGGAGGGCUACGUCGGGUUCGUCAAGCAGGUGUCGUCGUCGGUGCUGCACCCGCAGCUCUACGACGCCGUCCUCCAAAAGGGUUAUGCGGCGCCCGUGCCCCUGCCGGCGGCCUUCACAGCGCACGACGGCGACGACAGCGUCCCUGUCGAGCACGACCCGUCCCAGGCGCAACAGUCGUGGACCAAGCGCGCCGAGGCGCUGCAGCUGCACAUUGAGCAGCGGCUGCUCAAGUCGGCGGCUGCGCCGGUCGCGACGGGCGCCAAUGCCGACACGGGCGUGUCCAAGUCGGCCUGGCAGGCCCGAAACGCAAAGACGGACAAGAAACACCAAAAAGACAAAAAGGACAAGGAUACGAAAGAGGGCGGGUCGGCAGCCGCCCCGACGCUUCUCGACGCCGCCCGGCAGGCGUUCCGGUCGCACAUCCGCGCCUACGCCACCCACGCCCACGACGAGCGCGGCUUCUUUGACAUGACGCGCCUGCACCUGGGCCACAUGGCCAAGAGCUUUGGCCUGCGCGAGGCGCCCGGCAACAUGCGCGGCGGCGUGCAGCGUCUCGCGGCCAAGAAGCGGGCGACGGCCGUGGCGACGGCCGCCGGCCGCAAGCAGCACACGAAGCCCAAGACCAAGGCCGGCGCCUCGUCGUCGGCCGCGGCGGCCCAGGGCCCCGGCGACUCCGACGACGAACGGUUUGACGGUGGUGCAGGCGACGACGAAGCGGCGGCGGCGGCGCGGCGGAUGCAGCAAAAGAUGAAGGAGAUGAUGAGCAACCCGGCGGCGGAGUUCAACAUUGGAUGA